GCCUCCUCCGGUAGCAUCGCAGCGAUCACGGACACACGGCGGUGGAAAGAUGGUCGCGGUGCAGACAUCCCCCAACUCGUCACCAUUAGCGGAAUGGAUCUGUUGCCUGGAUAAAAGGCCCUCGGAGCGUUCAGGAGAAGAUGUAGACAUUAUUCUGACCAGACUGAGAGAGGUCAAAGCCUUCCAGAGGUUUCCACCUCCGCUCCUACUGCAGAUCUGCGCCUGUGCCUUCUAUGAGUGCCUGGAGAAAGGCAUCACAUUGUUUCGACAGGGUGAUAUAGGAACCAGCUGGUAUGCUGUCCUAUCUGGCUCUUUGGAUGUCAAAGUUUCCGAAACUGCAAACCACCAGGAUGCUGUCACCAUCUGCACACUGGGGAUCGGGACAGCGUUUGGGGAGUCCAUCCUGGACAACACACCACGUCACGCUACCAUCGUCAGCCGAGAGACCAGCGAGCUGCUCCGCAUUGAGCAGAGGGAGUUUAAGAGCCUCUGGGAGAAGUAUCGUCAGAGCUUGGCUGGACUGUUGGCCCCUCCUUAUGGAGCGAUGGAGAGUGGAUCCAACAAUGACAGACUCACGGACAAAGACAACAUGAAUUCAGACUCAACAAACAAAGCUCACAACAAGGUUCCUUCCGAAAAGCUGCAGAGGGCGGGGAAGGUGCUCCGUAAUGCCAUCCUGUCCAGAGCCCCUCACAUGAUACGCGACAGGAAAUACCACCUCAAGACAUACAGACAAUGCUGUGUAGGCACAGAACUGGUGGACUGGUUGGUGCUACAGAGUGCCUGCGUGCUAACACGCUCCCAUGCUGUUGGGAUGUGGCAGGCACUGCUAGAAGAGGGAGGGCUCAACCAUGUGGACCAGGAGCUGGGCUUUCAGGACAAAUACCUGUUCUACCGCUUUCUUGAUGAUGAGGAGGAAGACACACCGUUGCCUAGUGAGGAGGAGAAGAGGGAGAGUGAGGAAGAGUUGCCAGAGACCAUCCUCUUCCUUGCUCAGAUUGGCCCUGAUGCUCUGCUGCGCAUGAUCCUGAGGAAAUCGCCUGGUCAGAGGACAGGGGACGACCUCGAGAUCAUCUAUGAUGAGCUGCUUCACAUCAAGGCCUUAGCUCACCUCUCCAACACCGUGAAGAGAGAACUGGCGAGCGUUGUGAUCUUUGAGUCCCAUGCAAAAGCUGGAACAGUGUUGUUUAACCAAGGAGAGGAGGGAACAUCCUGGUAUAUCAUCCAGAAGGGUUCUGUCAAUGUGGUUAUUUAUGGCAAGGGUGUGGUGUGCACACUCCAUGAGGGGGAUGACUUUGGGAAGUUGGCCCUGGUUACAGACUCACCUCGUGCUGCCUCCAUUGUCCUGAGGGAGGACAACUGUCACUUCCUGCGCGUCGAUAAGGAGGACUUCAACAGGAUACUCAGGGAUGUGGAAGCCAACACAGUGCGCUUGAAAGAGCAUGAACAACCCGUGCUUGUGUUAGAAAAGAGUCCUCGUGCCUCCACCCUGGGAAGCAUCAAGUACAAUGUUAUUUCAGGAACACCAGAGAAGAUUCUCGAGCACUUCCUGGAGACCAUGAGGAUGGACAUACAUCACAGUGAACCAGACCCAGCAGUGGAUGAUUUUGCCCUCAUGCACUGUGUCUUCAUGCCAAACAGCCAGCUGUGCCCUCUCCUAAUGGCACACUACCAUGCUGCAUCUCCACCUGGCUCUGAACAGGAGAGGUUGGAGUACGCAAUCAACAAUAAGAGAAGGGUCCUCAUUCUUGCCCUGCGCUGGGCCAACACUAACUCGUACCUGCUACAGGAGGAGCCUGCUACAAUCUCCUUCCUCGAGGAGUUGUACGGGAGUGUAUCAAAUGAUUCUCGGAUGUUGAGAGCUUUGAAAGACCUGGUCCCUGACCUUGAGAAAGUCGUCAAAUUACACUCAGAAGAAGCCAAAGCCACCAAAAAGAAAACCCUCAUAAGACAGUUUAGCAAUGGAGAGGAAAGACUGCAGAAGAAGCAGCCAAUUAGGAAUCAAGAUGACAUAUUACUGAAGGUGUACUGCAGUGACCAGACUUACUCGACAAUCCGGAUCACAGUGGCAGCGACAGGAAAAGAAGUCCUUAGUGCUGUCGCUGACAAACUCGGCACCACUGAUGAGCUCCUUUUGGUUCACCUCAGCUCUUCAAAUGAAAAACAAAUCCUGAAGCCCAACGAUGUGUCUGUGUUUUCUACUCUGAGCAUCAAUGGCCGGUUAUUUGCCUGUCCCAGAGACCAGCUCAACAAUAUAUCUCCUCUCCCAGACCAGGAAGGCCCCACUGCAGGCUCCAUGUCAACUUUUGAGCUGAUGAGCUCUAAGGACCUCGCUUACCAAAUGACCAUGUUUGACUGGGAGCUUUUUAGCUGUGUGCAUGAGCAUGAGCUGCUCUACCACACGUUUGGCCGGCAGAAUUUUAGGAGGACCACGGCCAACCUGGACUUGUUUCUGCGGAGGUUUAACCAGGUCCAGCUGUGGGUGGUCACAGAAGUUUGCCUGUGUGGACAGCUCAGCAAGAGAGUCCAGCUACUGAAGAAGUUCAUCAAGAUAGCUGCACACUGUCGGGAAUUCAAGAACCUGAAUUCCUUCUUUGCCAUUAUCAUGGGGAUGAGUAACCCUGCUGUGAGCAGGCUGAGCCAGACGUGGGAGAAACUCCCUACCAAGUUUAAGAAGUUUUAUGCUGAGUUUGAAAGUAUGAUGGACCCCUCAAGAAACCACAGAUCUUACCGUCUCACUGUCACCAAACUGGAACCCCCAAUCAUCCCCUUCAUGCCCCUCCUUCUUAAAGAUAUGACGUUUACACAUGAAGGCAACAAGACCCUGAUUGACAAUAUGGUCAAUUUUGAGAAAAUGCGUAUUAUUGCAAACACAAUUCGGCAAGUGAGGCACUGUAGAAGCCAAGCAUUCAAUCCGGACAUAUGCCAGCCCAACAAGAACCAGGCAGAGGUUCGGGGUUAUGUUAGAAAGCUCUGCGUGAUCGACAACCAGAGGGCGCUGACUCAGCUCUCCUACAGGCUGGAGCCUCGACGGACAUGAGCUCCAGAUCUUCCACCACCAUCGCCUUCUCUGUGACGUUAGCAUAAAAAAUUCACACACACAUUACAUGGAUUUAAUAACCAACACAGCUGGUUGUACAGUAGCAAAUCACGACAGUCAAUGACUCCAUCAUGGACUCUGACGGAUCAAGGACUUAUACUGUGCCAUUAAAAGCCUCUUCUUCCUGGUCAGGAUGAGUUCAGCUGCUCUCGUUGCUGUGUCUCAGCCCCCUACAGACUGAGGGCUGUAACUGUACUAAUUGUUACUGUUUGGGACCUGUUAGAUAGAACUGUAAUGUAUAGAACUUGAAUCAAUAUCCUGCAUGACUGAACUUCAUAGGCUCUGUGUUCUAUACAGUGGAUUUCUAUCAGAGUGUCCUGUGAUGUUGUGCCACCCAAGACGAGCCCUAGUUUACAAAACAUGACUGUACCUGCCUGUAAAUCAAACCGUUCUCCUGAUGGUCUUCAUCACAGAGGGAAACACACAUAAAACCUUUGUAGCCUAGACUCUUCAUUACUUCUUUGGAAUAUACACAUAAAUAUCAAAUCUGAAAGUGCUUAUUUCAUAAUCUACAUGAUUAUAUCCAAAAUAUUUAAAAUUCUUAGGAUUCAAUGUAUUUUAGGUGAACACCAGUGUCCUACAAAUACUAAGACACUUCAAAACUACUUAACAGUAUUAGUUAAAUGUAAGUUCUAAUGUACGGAAGCCCUAAGUGGACAUACAUUUUAUUCACUCCUUUUUCUCAUAACAAUAACUACCAUAAAAUCCAGAAUAGAAGUUGCACUGGGAUCCAUGUGGGGUGUGUUCCAGAGAGAUAUGAAGUUGAAAUCACCUGUCCUGUGUGAUGAUUAGUAUAGAGUUUGCAACAGAAAUGGUAUUUUAGCUCUCAGUUUCUGUUUAUGUCUUUUCAAUCAAACCAGCCACAGGAAUAUGACUCAAUGGAGGAGAAAAGCUGUUAAAAAGUAGCAAUAUGGACCCUCAGUUCCCUCAGUAUCUGAGCUUCCACUACACAAAGAAUAUGGGGAUUUUAAAUCAUGUUUAAGCUUUUCAGAAAUAAAAAAAGAAAAAUUGCAUAUUUUGGCAAACACAUUUUUUCUAUUUAUAAUGUAACAAUAAGUUCUACCAGAUUUAUGAACAUGUUUGUUAAAAAAGAAAAGCAAUUGCAAGGACUACAUAAUUAAUACAAGUGACAUAAUAGAUAACUAGAAAAGCACUCAGAGAGCGCAGACCUCCGCCAUUAGCCCUAUCUCCCAGUAGUAAAGAAUCCUUUAAAAAA
This is a messenger RNA of Cheilinus undulatus (humphead wrasse), 4316 nucleotides long. RefSeq names its product rap guanine nucleotide exchange factor 4-like. NCBI's taxonomy places the organism in Eukaryota, Metazoa, Chordata, Actinopteri, Labriformes, Labridae. The record is from RefSeq and is a predicted model, not a curated record. Gene Ontology annotation, molecular function: guanyl-nucleotide exchange factor activity. Gene Ontology annotation, biological process: Ras protein signal transduction; positive regulation of GTPase activity. The transcript has 30 exons. Gene Ontology annotation, cellular component: plasma membrane. Bases 50 to 3040 code for a protein of 996 amino acids.